Molecule: messenger RNA, 1874 nt
Organism: Helicoverpa armigera (cotton bollworm)
Lineage: Eukaryota; Metazoa; Arthropoda; Insecta; Lepidoptera; Noctuidae
Product: hsc70-interacting protein
Exons: 9
Coding region: 184-1419 (411 amino acids)
Molecular function (GO): protein dimerization activity; Hsp70 protein binding
Source: RefSeq, a predicted model, not a curated record
ACGAAAAAUAUCAAUGAUUCGGCAUAAAUGCCUAAAUAAAUUAGGCAUAUUAUUAUCUGUGGUUGUAGAAGAAGCGAGAAAAUUCCGUAUCCGACGAAGUGUCAAUUUAUUUGUUUUAUGCGGUCUUUGCAGUGCGGUUUCCUAGUAUUUUAUUAGAAACUUUAUCAGUGAUAGUCAAGAAAAAUGAGUUGUCCAUUCAACGAGGAGCAACUGACGCAGUUGAAAGCAUUUGUAGAGUUUUGCAAAGGCGAACCGCAGAUAAUACACCAUCCAAAAUUAGCUUUCUUUAAAGAAUAUCUGGCUUCACUGGGUGUCACGAUUCCCGGCCCAACACCUAGUGCUAAGAAUUUUACCCCAUCAGGAGAUAAUUACAGCAAUGCAUCAAACAACAAUUCUGAGGAAGCAGCUGCAGCUUCUUCCGGUGAAGAGUCCUCGGCAGAAUCUGAUGUGGAAUUGGACAUGGAAGGUGUCAUAGAUGCAGACACAGUGGACAGUGCUCAGGUUAUGGGAGAUGAGACCAAAGAGGUGACCGAUGAGGAACGAGACCAGUCCGAUGAGAAGAGGUCUCAGGCCAUGAAGGCUUUCUCCGAGCAACAGUAUGAUGAAGCCAUCAAACUGUACAAUGAAGCUAUUGAGCUUAACCCACAGAGUGCUUUACUUUUCGCUAAACGAGGACAGAUCUACCUUAAGAUGAACAAACCAAAUGCCUGCAUCAAAGACUGCACUCGCGCUCUGGAACUGAACUGCGACAGCGCCGCUGCUUAUAAAUUCCGUGGACGUGCUUACAGGUUACUGGGCAAGUUCGAGGAAGCAUCUCAUGAUCUCUGUGAAUCUCUGAAAAUUGACUAUGAUGAUCAAACCAAUGAAUGGCUGAGUGAGGUCAAACCCAAUGCUGAGAAACUGCGCCAACACAAGCUCAGUGUGCAACGCAAGAAGGAAGAGAGAGAACAUCGCGAAAAGCUGCGCAGGGCUCGUAAAGCUCAGGAGGCCAGAGCUCGCGCCGCGCGUGCACAAGCUGAAGCCAACGCUCGCGCCCCGCCCACCGGGGCUGGCGGCUUCCCAGGCGCAGGUGGCUUCCCCGGCGCGGGUGGCUUCCCGGGAGCCGGAGGCUUCGGAGGCGCGGGUGGCGGCGGCUUCCCAGCAGGACUCAACCCUCAGGACUUCAGCAACCUCCUGUUCGAUCAGGAGAUCAUGUCUGCAUUCCAGGACCCAGAGGUCGCCGCAGCAUUCCAAGAUGUUUCGUCCAACCCGGCUAACUUCGUCAAGUAUCAGAAUAAUCCCAAGAUUGCUGCAGUUAUAGAAAAAUUGCAAACAAAACUCGGAAAAGGCGGUGCUGGCGGUUUCCCAGGUUUCGGCGGCGCCGCACCAGGAGCGGGAGGGCCGAAGGCUCCCACAGAUGACGACGUUGGUCUUGACUAGAUUACACCAUCGCCUAUGCAAUAUUUGGUAUCAAAUUAGUAAUCAGAAUUGCAAAUUCACUAGGUAUAUAAAAUACUGUAUAACACACUUAUAAUAUGGAGUGGGUAUCAUAAUUAUCUAUGUGAAAACAUAAACCCAUGUGUAUAUUUUAAGCAUUCUUUAAGAAUUAUUUUUGUUCAGAUUGUUUUUCUUUUGUAGAUUUGGCAAACCUUUGUAGUGCAAAGCUAGCUAGCAGCAACUAGUCGCUAUAUGGUGCGUAUAUAAUAUAUUGGGCCUCAAAAUUUAAAUAAUACGUGUGUACUAGGUUCUCAACAAGCACAUGAUAUAAAAUUUAUUACCAUCAAAUCUAUGGUUGCAUUUAUUGAAACUAAGUAUUCUGAAUAUUUUACUUAAGUAUUUAGUUUUCAUUAUGCCAUAUAAAUUGAGUCAAAAUUAAAUUAUGAUUAACUUUCUAA